This is a messenger RNA of Linum tenue, 357 nucleotides long. The record is from the annotation of a GenBank genome assembly. NCBI's taxonomy places the organism in Eukaryota, Viridiplantae, Streptophyta, Magnoliopsida, Malpighiales, Linaceae.
AUGCCGUUAAAUUCAAACAAUCCUAACUCACAAUACCUCUCACUAUGCGUGUUCUUGUCGUUCCUCUUGCAGCCAUGUCGAGCCGACGUCUGCGUGGUUUGGGUGGCGAAGGGAAUCGAACAGAAUUUUGGUCAGGAGAUUAUGGAGAUGAUGAGUAGGCAUCCGAAGGACAAGGUGAUCGUACACGACACCGCUUUGAUGGGACGUCCCAACGUGUCCCAAAUGAGCGUGGAGAUGGCAAAGAAGUGGCGGGCUGAGGUGGUGAUUGUGACCAGCAAUCCGGAAGGGAGUAGAGACGUUGUCGAUGCUUGCAAGGGUGCAGGAAUCCCAGCGUUUGGACCCAUUUGGGAUUCCUAA